Sinocyclocheilus rhinocerous is the source of this 1012-nucleotide messenger RNA. Its product is annotated as stonustoxin subunit beta. Gene Ontology annotation, molecular function: protein binding. The record is from RefSeq and is a predicted model, not a curated record. The transcript is spliced from 2 exons. The coding region runs from base 1 to 531 and encodes 176 amino acids. Lineage: Eukaryota; Metazoa; Chordata; Actinopteri; Cypriniformes; Cyprinidae.
AUGGUCACACUGGAUCCAAACACAGCACACAAACACCUCGUUCUGUCUGAGGAGAACAGAAAGGUGACGUGUGUCUCUGAGCGACAGUCAUAUCCUGAUCAUCCGGACAGAUUUGAUGAGUAUUAUCAGGUUCUGUGUUCAGAGAGUCUGACUGGACGCUGUUACUGGGAGACUGAAUGGAGUGGAGCUGGUGUUUAUAUAUCAGUGGCUUAUAAAGAAAUCAAGAGGAAAGGAAGGAGUGAUGACUGUGUGUUUGGACGUAAUAUGAACUCCUGGAGUCUUGAAUGCUCUAAUCACAGAUUCACUGUCCGUCACAAUAAGGAAACUGUCAUCUCUGCUGCUUCAGACUCCUGUAAGAGAGUAGCAGUGUUUCUGGACGAGUCGAGCGGCUCUCUGUCCUUCUACAGCGUCUCUGACACACACACACUCACACACUUACACACAUUCACACACACAUUCACUCAACCUCUACACGCUGGAUUUUACCUUUAUUACAACUCUUCAGUGUCUCUGUGUCACAUUAAACAUUAAACUCUCACACACACACACACACACUUACACACAUUCACUCAACCUCUACACGCUGGAUUUUACCUUAAUUACAACUCUUCAGUGUCUCUGUGUCACAUUAAACAUCAAACUCUCACACACACACACACUCACACACUUACACACAUUCACACACACAUUCACUCAACCUCUACACGCUGGAUUUUACCUUAAUAGUUACAACUCUUCAGUGUCUCUGUGUCACAUUAAACACUAAACACACACACACAGACUGAUAAAUUUGUAAAAUAAAAUGUCAUAUUUACACUGUGUCAUAUUUCUCAGGCUGUAUUUUCAGGAGUUCAUUUAAUUUUAGUGUUAUAGAAAUCAGACUAAAAUUACUUCAUCAUCAUCAUCAUCAUCAUUAUUAUUAUUAUUAUUAUGUGUUUGAAACCAACACUCAAGCACUGCUGGAGAAAAGUGUGUUUAUGCAGCUGUACAUUAAAAACAUUCUUUUGAAGCA